Molecule: messenger RNA, 750 nt
Organism: Gryllus bimaculatus (two-spotted cricket)
Lineage: Eukaryota; Metazoa; Arthropoda; Insecta; Orthoptera; Gryllidae
Source: the annotation of a GenBank genome assembly
UCGCCUUCGCUUCAGCUUCAGCCUCCGCUUCAGCAUGGCCCGUCUCUCCGCUCUCGUCCUCUUGGCGGCGCUGUUGGUCACCGUGGCCGCCAACAGAAGCUCGUUCCGCGGAAAGUGCCCCAUCAAUUUAGGCAAGACUCCGUUCGACCCCCGGAAGAUGGCGGGCGAGUGGUUCAUCCAGGCGGGCACGCCCCUCUUCGGCGAGCAGCUGUCCCGCUGCGCGCGCUUCACCAUCCAGCCCCGCCUCGAGGGCCACGAGCUCUUCUACGACAUCCAGUACAACGCGCUGAGCCCGCGCGACGGCAAGCCCUACGCCCUCGAGUCCAAGAGCCAGGCCUUCAACCCGCACCGCGGGGCGCUCUCGCUGGGCGUGUGGCGCCGCGCCGGCACCACGGAGUACUCUGAGCCCUUCGGCCAGAGCGUGGUGGCCACCGACUACAAGACGUUCGCCGUGUUCCUGGCGUGCCGCCCCGUGUACGACGCGUCCACCCGCACCUUCCAGCGCGCGCUGGCGGCGCAAGUGUGGGGCCGCUCGGCCUCCAUGGACGACGACGCGCGCCGCGCCCUCGCCGACCUGCUCUCCAGCUACGACGUGGCGCGCGAGGACAUCAAGAUGGCCGACCAGGACAACUGCUCCUACGCGUACUAGGCCGCCCGCUGAGCCCCCUUCGCUUCCUCUUCGCCUGCUCGCGGCGGCGGCGGCCGCUUCUGCUGCUCUGUAUCGCUAAUAAACUCCUUCUCUGAAGCAAA